AUGAUUUCCUCAAGCUUCUCUCGUUCCCAGAAACUCGUUUUCAGUGCAGAUGAUAUCAAGGGAUGGAGAUUUUUGUCCACUGUAGGAGAAAACGAAACUUCUUUUAUUUACGUGAUAAAUACGACAAACGUUUGUGUUGGCUCUAUAUGUUCCGGAGAAUGUGAUUUGACAAUCAUUCCAGAGGAAGAUUUAUCUCAUUUGCAAAAUGGAACAAUAAAAUGCAAGAACCGUUUACAACUGAAACAGUGUAGGAUGAAUGGCAUUAAUACUAGAAUUUCUUUCAGUGUCAAAAAAUCAUGUAGACAUCAUUCUAUUUACACCCAAUUAUUUGUAAAAGACAAUAAAGAUAAUAUUUGUGGUGAUGAUACACCGACUUGUUAUAAAGAGUUUUCUUUUACAUCAAGUACGUCACAGAAUCCUAAAGACAAUGAAACAGAUAAUAUGACCACAGUAGACCCCAAUAGUAACCCUGUCUCUUCAUCCAAUAAGACUACGGUGUACCCUAGGAAUGAUCCUGUCUCUACAUCCAAUAUCACCACAGUAGACAUAAGGACUUAUUCUGUUUCUUCAUCAAAUAUGACCACAGUGGACCCCGGGAGUUAUUCUUUCUCUACAUCCAAUAUGACCACAGUGGACCCCGGGCGUUAUUCUGUCUCUACAUCAAAUAUGACCACAGUGGACCCCGGGCGUUAUUCUGUCUCUACAUCCAAUAUGACCACAGUGGACCCCGGGCGUUAUUCUGUCUCUACAUCAAAUAUGACCACAGUUGACAUAGGGACUUAUUCUGUCUCUUCAUCAAAUAUGACCACAGUGGACCCCGGGCGUUAUUCUGUCUCUACAUCCAAUAUGACCACAGUGGACCCCUUGAGUUAUACUGUCUCUAAAAACAAUAUGACUACUAUGGGCAGUGGGAGUUCUCUAGCAUCCAUUAUGACAACUCAUUGGAACACUCUGUCGUCGACGAUUAUGUCAUAUCUAUCGCUUAAAAUUUUAUUCUUAUAUUUAUACAUGAUUUCCCCAAGCUUCUCUCGUUCUCAGAAACUCUUCUUCAGUGCAGAUGAUAUCAAGGGAAGGGGAUCUUUGUUCACUAGACAAUGUAGGAUGAAUGGCAGUAGUAACAUUUCAUUUAGUGUUAAAAAAUCCUGUAGACGUCAUUCUACUUAUGCACAAUUAAUUGUCAAAGAUAAUAUAGGUAAUAUUUGUGGCGAUGAUGUACCGACUUGUUUUAAAGAGGUUUCUUUUACAUCAAGUACGUCACAGAAUCAUAAAGACAAUGCAACAGAUUUUAUGACCACAGUGGACUCCGUGAGUUAUUCUGUCUCUACAUCCAAUAUAACUACGAUGGACAUUGGGAUUUCUCUAGCAUCCAUUAAGACAACUCAUCGGAAGACUCUGUCGUCGACCUAUACGUCAAAUCAAACAGAUUUAUCAGAAAACCACACCGAUUUUACCACACCGAAUACUUCAACCCCGUCAUGUUGUGAAUUAAGCAAAACAAUUCAUCCCUCGCGAAGCAACAGAAAAAUAAGUAAGACAGAUAUGGACAUACCUCUGGCAGUCACUGUAUCUAUAUCUGUGUUGGUCGUGUCCGCCAUGUUGUUCCUGAUCGGCAGAUUAUUGUACAAAACAAGACAUGUAACAAAAACAGAUCCCUCCAUCGCUUCGUUUGACAUUGUUAACCCAAGUGAUGGGGUCCUUGAAGAUCCGAGUGGAUUCUUAAGGGAAACAUACAUCCACAUUCGGAAGGUCUCGGAAUCAAAUACUGACGAAAGUCCUGUAUCAUCACCACGUGAUCAUAAUCAGGAUUCGUACCCUGAAAUGGGGAUGUCGGCGGUAAAUUCCCGCCAACAUUAUGGAGAAUUUUCUACAUUUACUGGCAACAGGAACUCAUACGAGGAUUUCCCUCAUAGGUACACUGCCCAUAACGACAGAGGGGAUAUGUCGAAACCUAGAAAACAAUUAUAAAUCACUUCCAAAUUUAUGAAAUUGU
This is a messenger RNA of Saccostrea cuccullata (small rock oyster), 1990 nucleotides long. RefSeq lists its product as uncharacterized. The record is from RefSeq and is a predicted model, not a curated record. The transcript has 8 exons. Bases 1 to 1965 code for a protein of 654 amino acids. NCBI's taxonomy places the organism in Eukaryota, Metazoa, Mollusca, Bivalvia, Ostreida, Ostreidae.